AUGGCUACUCUCCUGAUUCCUAAGAUACAAGUUUUUAAAUCCCUGUAUUAUUUUAAAAAACAUUCUAGGAGUGUUUAUGCCUUUUACAAAGGGCCUCAGACAGUGGCGGUAACAGGGUUUUCUCUUUUUCAGUUCCUUCUUCUACCUCCACCUGCUUCCCUGCUUCUUCUGCUUACACCCGUCAUCUUGGGAUCACUGCAGGCAACAGAGUGGUGCCAGAGCUUGUGCAGGCAGAACCUCCCUCUGAGAACCAGCAAUGAUAUCGAUGAAUGUGCGGUGGUGAACGGGGGCUGCCAGCAGCGCUGUAUUAACACUCUGGGCACUUUCCACUGUGAGUGUGAUACAGGAUACAGACUCCAUGCUGAUGAACGCACCUGCAUAAAGAUGGACCCCUGCGCAGAUGGGAAUGGAUGUGCCCACAUCUGUCAGAGAGAGAACGGAGCAGCCAGGUGUGCCUGUCACGCAGGCUACCAGGUGUCUGACGACAAAAAGGCCUGCGGAGACAUAAGCGAGUGGGCCGGAGGGCAGGCCCUCUGCAGCCACCACUGUGUGAACACAGUGGGAUCUUUCACCUGCGCCUGCCACCCUGGCUUCCAGCUGGGAGCUUAUGGGACACAGUGUUACAGGAUUGAAUUGGAAAUUGUCAAUAGCUGUGAAAAGAACAAUGGUGGUUGUUCUCAUCACUGUGAACAUGCACUUGGUGGGCGUUGUUCCUGUAACCAUGGAUACCAGCUUAAUGCAGAUGAGAAAACAUGCAUAGACUUUGAUGAGUGUGAGAGCGGAGAAGCCUGCUGUGUGCAGCUCUGCAUCAACUAUCUCGGGGGCUACGAAGGCCACUGUCAGGAAGGCUUUCGGAUCAGCACUGACGGUUGUGGAUGUGACGCUUUAGAUGAUGAUGAGUAAGAGGAAGAGGAGACAUUAGAAGUUGUGAAGUUUGCAGGCCUUCUGUUCAAGAACCCACCUCAACUGCUUCAUUACAUUAGUACCUCUCUGCCUCCCACCUACAAAGAUGAAGAAGAUGAGGAGAGAGCAGAUAUUCCAGAACUGGCUGCUUUGCCCAAAGUUGUCUGUGUAGGUGACACCUUUGGACCUGAUUGCAGCUUGAGCUGUGAGGACUGCGUGAACGGGGGCAGAUGCCGGGAAGGGGAGAGUGGGUGCUCCUGCCCAGCGGGCUGGCCUGGCAUUCUUUGUAAUGAACCUUGCUCCCCGGAGACUGGUAGGAAGGAGAGUGGAAACAUCUGUGAUUGUCAGAAUGGAGGCAGCUGUGAUCCUCUGACUGGCAGGUGCCGGUGCCCCCUUGGGAUGCAUGGGAAAACCUGUGAACACGGAUGCCCAAAAGGACUCUUUGGGAAGAACUGCAAAAGGAAAUGUAACUGUGCCAACAAUGGCCAUUGCCACAGGGUGUACGGUGCCUGUGUGUGUGAGCCAGGGUGCUAUGGAAGGUUUUGUCAUCUGAAAUGCCCAGAGGGAACCUUUGAUCCCAAACCGAAGCUCAGCAGCCAAAACCGGAAUCAGGAUGCCUGUGGCGGUGUGAGAAGUCUGCGCAUGCUCGGGAGGAAGCAUAGCGACAGUGUGCGGAAAAAACACUGGAAAUACAGUUUUGAAGAAGAGAGGCUAAAACUUGGAAAACUCCGCGGGCUCUCAGGGAUGUCCGGGAACAUAGGGACGGCCCGAGGAUUCUCUGCGCUGUUGCAGGGGCCGGCCACCGAGGGGCCCUGCUCCGCUGACCGUGGCCUCCCAGGAAAGUUGGCACCGGGUGGCCGGGACUUAUGA
Messenger RNA from Artibeus jamaicensis (Jamaican fruit-eating bat), 1773 nucleotides. RefSeq names its product EGF-like and EMI domain-containing protein 1. Lineage: Eukaryota; Metazoa; Chordata; Mammalia; Chiroptera; Phyllostomidae. The record is from RefSeq and is a predicted model, not a curated record. Gene Ontology annotation, molecular function: calcium ion binding.